Pteronotus mesoamericanus is the source of this 6733-nucleotide messenger RNA. RefSeq names its product aggrecan (gene ACAN). Gene Ontology annotation, molecular function: calcium ion binding; hyaluronic acid binding. Lineage: Eukaryota; Metazoa; Chordata; Mammalia; Chiroptera; Mormoopidae. The transcript is spliced from 18 exons. Bases 371 to 6388 code for a protein of 2005 amino acids. The record is from RefSeq and is a predicted model, not a curated record. Gene Ontology annotation, biological process: central nervous system development; cell adhesion; glial cell differentiation. Gene Ontology annotation, cellular component: perineuronal net; synapse.
CCACCUACCUACCUCCCCGCCGCUCCUGAGGGGCUCGCAGAGCUGAGGACGCGCCGCGCUGCUCAAGGUCUCUCUCCGCACCUCGCCGGCCGGCUUCUGACGCGGGUGCCAGGGGACUCCGGGCACCUUUCAGUGUCCCUUCUUCUCUCAGUCAGCCGGGACGCCGCCAGCCAGCCUCCGCCGCUGCGGCCACCGCCUGAAGGGACCUGCGGGCAGGACGCGGGCAGGAGCACGGUGCGCGGCGCCCGCGCAGAGCGUCUCCCCGCGGCGCCGCGAGAACGGGCCUCCCGGGCCCAGGAGCCCCCGCCGCCUCGCUAGGUGUACCGACGGAAGUUCUUGGAGCAGGGAGCGCAACUCUUCAAGGUGAACUAUGACCACUUUACUCUUGGUGUUUGUGACUCUGAGGGUCAUCGCCGCAGCCGUCACGGUAGAAGUUCCAGACCCUGACAACUCGCUGAGCGUCAGCAUCCCUGAGCCGUCGCCACUGCGGGUCCUCCUGGGGACCUCCCUCACCAUCCCCUGCUAUUUCAUCGACCCCAUGCACCCUGUGACCACCGCCCCCUCCACCGCCCCCCUCGCCCCGAGAAUCAAGUGGAGCCGCAUUUCCAAGGAGAAGGAGGUGGUUCUGCUGGUGGCCACGGAAGGACAGGUGCGGGUCAACAGUGCCUACCAGGACAAGGUCUCGCUGCCCAACUACCCGGCCAUCCCCAGCGACGCCACCUUGGAAAUCCAGAACCUGCGCUCCAACGACUCGGGGGUCUACCGCUGCGAGGUCAUGCACGGCAUCGAGGACAGCGAGGCCACCGUGGAGGUCGUGGUGAAAGGCAUUGUGUUCCAUUACAGAGCCAUCUCCACGCGCUACACCCUGGACUUUGACAGGGCGCAGCGGGCCUGCCUGCAGAACAGCGCCAUCAUCGCCACGCCCGAGCAGCUGCAGGCCGCAUACGAGGACGGCUUCCACCAGUGCGACGCCGGCUGGCUGGCCGACCAGACUGUCAGGUACCCCAUCCACGUUCCUCGGGAAGGCUGCUACGGGGACAAGGACGAGUUUCCAGGCGUGAGAACCUAUGGCAUCCGUGACACCAACGAGACCUAUGACGUGUACUGCUUUGCGGAGGAGAUGGAGGGCGAGGUCUUCUACUCGACGUCACCGGAGAAGUUCACCUUCCAGGAGGCCGCCAACGAGUGCCGGCGGCUGGGCGCCCGCCUGGCCACCACGGGCCAGCUGUACCUGGCCUGGCAGGGCGGCAUGGACGUGUGCAGCGCCGGCUGGCUGGCUGACCGCAGUGUGCGCUACCCCAUCUCCAAGGCCCGGCCCAACUGCGGGGGCAACCUCCUGGGCGUGAGGACCGUCUACCUGCACGCCAACCAGACGGGCUACCCCGACCCCUCGUCCCGCUACGACGCCAUCUGCUACACAGGCGAAGACUUUGUGGACAUCCCGGAGAACUUCUUCGGCGUGGGCGGGGAGGAGAACAUCACCGUCCAGACGGUGACCUGGCCUGACGUGGAGCUGCCCCUCCCCCGGAACAUCACGGAGGGUGAAGCCCGCGGCAACGUGAUCCUCACCGCGAAGCCCAUCUUCGGUUCCCCCACUGCCCUGGAGCCUGAGGAGCCGUUCACAUUGGCCCCCGACAGAGAGGUCACCGCCUUCCCUGGGGCCGAGAACAGGACUGGAGAGGCCACCAGGCCCGGGGCCUUUCCCGAGGAGUCCACGCCGGGCCAGGGCCCCUUCACCAGUGAGGACCUUGUCGUGCAGGUGACUGCAGCCCCGGGGGAAGCCGAGGUCCCCGGGCGGCCACGAUUGCCAGGGGGGGUGGUGUUCCACUACCGCCCGGGCUCCGCCCGCUACGCCCUGACCUUCGAGGAGGCCCAGCGGGCCUGCCGGCAGAACAACGCCGCCAUCGCCUCGCCCGAGCAGCUCCAGGCCGCCUAUGAAGCUGGCUACGAGCAGUGCGACGCAGGCUGGCUGCAGGACCAGACCGUCAGAUACCCCAUUGUGAGCCCGAGGACCCCGUGUGUGGGCGACAAAGACAGCAGCCCGGGAGUCAGGACCUACGGCAUGCGCCCACCAUCGGAGACCUACGACGUCUACUGCUACGUGGACAAGCUGGAAGGGGAGGUGUUCUUCGUCACCCGCCCGGAGCAGCUUACCUUCCAGGAAGCCCAGGAGUUCUGUGAAUCCCAAAACGCCACGCUGGCCUCCACUGGCCAGCUCUACGCUGCCUGGAGCCUUGGCCUGGACAAGUGCUAUGCCGGCUGGCUGGCCGACGGCAGCCUCCGCUACCCGAUAGUCACCCCUCGGCCGGCCUGUGGUGGGGACAAGCCUGGCGUGAGGACCAUCUACCUCUACCCCAACCAGACAGGCCUCCCGGACCCACUGUCCCGGCACCAUGCCUUCUGCUUCCGAGGAAUCUUAGCUGCGCCCUCUGCAGGAGAAGAGGGGCGCGGCACGCCCACCGCACCGUCGGACCUGGAGGACCGGAUCACAGCCCAAGUGGGACCCGGUGUGGCGGCUGUCCCCUCGAGGGAGGAGACGACGGCAAUCCCAGAUUUGACCACUGAGCCAGAAAACCAGACGCGAUGGGCGCCAGCCUACACCCCCACGGACGCUUUCCCGCUGCCAGGGGUCCCUCCUACGCGGCCUCCCACUGGCGCGGCAACAGAGAGCACAGAUGGCCCUUCUGCCACAGAAGUGCCCUUGGUCUCGGAGAUGCCAUCCCCCUCAGAGAUGCCAUCCGCCUCUGAGACGCCAUCCGCCUUGGAGACGCCGUUCCCCUCGGAGAUGCCGUCCGCCUUCAAGACUCCAUCCGCCUCCGAGACGCCAUCCCCCUCGGAGACGACAUCAUCCUCAGAGACACCAUCCACCUUGGAGACGCCAUCCCCCUCGGAGAUGCCAUUCACACCUGAGGAGCCGUCCACACCGUCACCCCCAGCGCCCAGUGGGACGGAGCUGCCAGGGUCGGGGGUGGCAUCCAGCGUACCCGAGGUCAGUGGUGACUUCACAGGCAGCGGAGAAGCUUCCGGACACCUGGCCUCCAGUGGACUGCCCUCGGGAGACCUUGACGCCAGCGGCAUCCCCUCGACCGUGGGCUCAGGCCUGCCUGUGGGAAGUGGGCUGGCCUCGGGGGAGGAAGAGGGAAUCACAUGGUCGAACGCUUCUCAGGUUGGUGGGCUGCCCUCUGGGGGUGAGGGUCUAGAAGGCUCUGCUUCUGGAGCAGAGGACCUCAGUGAACUUCCUUCGGGAAGAGGUCUAGAAACCUCCGCCUCUGGAGCAGAGGACCUCAGUGGACUUCCUUCGGGAAGAGGUCUAGAAACCUCCGCCUCUGGAGCAGAGGACCUCAGUGGACUUCCUUCGGGAAGAGGUCUAGAAACCUCCGCCUCUGGAGCAGAGGACCUCAGUGGACUUCCUUCGGGAAGAGGUCUAGAAACCUCCGCCUCUGGAGCAGAGGACCUCGGUGGACUUCCUUCGGGAAGAGAGAGUCUAGAGACCUCUGCCUCUGGAGCAGAGGACCUCGGUGGACUUCCUUCGGGAAGAGGUCUAGAAACCUCCGCCUCUGGAGCAGAGGACCUCAGUGGGUUGCCUUCUGGAAAAGAAGACUUGAUUGGGUCCGCUUCUGGAGCCUUGGACUUUGGCCGAAUACCCUCCAGGACUCUAGGAAGUGGGCAAGCUCCAGAAGCCAGUGGCCCACCCUCGGGAUUUAGCGGUGAGUACUCCGGAGUGGACGUUGGAAGUGGCCCAUCCUCUGGCCUGCCUGACUUCAGUGGGCUUCCAUCUGGGUUCCCAACUGUCUCCCUAGUGGACACCACACUGGUGGAAGUGGUCACCGCCACCAGUGCGAGUGAACUGGAAGGGAGGGGAACCAUUGGCAUCAGUGGCGCUGGAGAAAUAUCCGGGCUGCCCUUCAGCGAGCUGGACCUUAGUGGGGGAGCUAGUGGACUCCCUUCAGGAGCUGAACUCAGUGGCCAGGCAUCUGGAUCUCCUGAAAUCAGCGGGGAAACAUCUGGACUCUUUGGUGUCAGCGGGCAGCCAUCAGCAUUUCCUGACAUCAGUGGGGGAACGUCUGGGCUUUUUGAGGUCAGCGGACAGCCAUCAGGGUUUCCAGGAGAAACAUCCGGAGGGCCUGAGCUUAGCGGACUAUCCUCUGGACAACCAGAUGUCAGUGGAGAAGCUUCGGGAGAUCUUUUUGGCAGUGCCCAACCAUUUGGCAUAACCGACCUGAGCGGACAACCGUCCGGGGUCCCUGAUCUCAGUGGGCAGCCAUCGGGGUUGCCAGAGUUCAGCGGAACCACAUCCGGAAUUCCUGACCUGGUUUCUGGUACCACGAGUGGCAGCGGUGAAUCUUCUGGCAUUACAUUUGUGGACACCACUUUGGUCGAAGUGACCCCGACUACAUUUAAAGAAGAAGAAGGUUUAGGGUCUGUGGAACUCAGCGGCCUCCCUUCUGGGGAGACAGAUCUCUCAGGCACAUCGGGGACUAUGGAUGUCAGUGGACAGUCUUCUGGAGCCAUUGACUCCAGUGGGCUGACGCCCCAGCCUCCAGAAUUCAGUGGCCUACCAAGUGGAGUAGCCGAGGUCAGUGGAGAAGCUUCUGGAGCUGAGACUGGGAGCAACCUGCCCUCAGGGGAGUAUGACAGCAGUGGACUUGGAUCAGGCUUCCCCACUGUCUCUCUUGUGGACAGAACUUUGGUGGAAUCUGUAACUCAGCCUCCAACACCCCAAGAAGCGGGAGAAGGGCCUUCGGGUGUUUUGGACCUCAGUGGGCUGCAGUCCGGGCUGGUAGAGCCUAGCAGAGAGCCUUCGAGUACCCCGUAUUUUAGUGGGGACUUUUCUGGCACCAUUGAUAUGAGUGCAGAGUCUUCGGCAGCCACGAGCACCAGUGGGGAGGCCUCAGGACUUCCAGAAGUUACUUUAAUCACUUCUGAAUUUGUGGAGGCUGUUACUGAACCAACUGUUUCCCAGGAACUUGGCCAGAGACCCCCUUUGACAUACACCCCCCAGAUUUUUGAGUCCAGCGGAGAAGCCUCUGCCUCAGGGGACAUGAGUGGAGCUACACCGAGGUUCCCCGGGUCUGAGGUAGAAGCGUCAUCAGUCCCAGAAUCCGGCCUUGAAACAUCCGCCUAUCCUGAGGCUGGGGUGGGAGCGUCUGCUUCUCCUGAGGCCAGCGGAGCAGCUUCGGGGUCCCCUGAUCUGAGUGAAACCACCUCGGCCUUCCAUGAAGCUGAGCUGGGCGGAGCCUCAGGCCUGGGCGCCAGUGGCAGCACCUCGGCCUUCCAGGAAGGACCCACGGAGGGCUCGACCCUGUUGAGAGUGAGUGGCGAGUCAACCAGCACCUAUGACGUGGGCACAGAAACAUCGGGCUGGCCUUCGGCCACACCUGCAGCUUCCGGCGACAGGACUGAACUCAGCGGAGACCCGUCCGGUCACACCUCAGGGCUGGAUGUUGUCAUCAGCACCAGCAUCCCUGAGUUUGAACGGACCCCGCAGACCCCGCGCCCUGCAGAGGCGCGCCUGGAAAUCGAGUCCUCCAGCCCCUUGCACUCAGGAGAGGAGAUCCAAACAGCCGAAACAGCCACCUUCCUAACAGACCCUUCCACCCUAACUUCUCCAGAAGGGAUGGGAGAAUCGGGGGCAACCACUACAGCCCCCGCCAGGUCCUGUGCUGAGGAUCCCUGUGGCGCUGGGACCUGCCAGGAGACGGCGGGACACGUCACAUGCCUGUGCCCCCCUGGCCAUACUGGCAAGCACUGCGACAUAGACCAGGAGCUGUGCGAGGAGGGCUGGACCAAGUUCCAGGGCCACUGCUACCGCCACUUCCCCGACCGCGAGAGCUGGGUGGACGCGGAGAGCCGGUGUCGGGAGCAGCAGUCACACCUGAGUAGCAUCGUCACCCCCGAGGAGCAGGAGUUUGUCAACAACAAUGCCCAAAACUACCAGUGGAUCGGCCUGAACGACAGGACCAUCGAAGGGGACUUCCGCUGGUCAGAUGGACACUCCUUGCAAUUUGAGAACUGGCGCCCCAACCAGCCUGACAACUUCUUCGCCAGCGGAGAGGACUGCGUGGUGAUGAUCUGGCACGAGAAGGGCGAGUGGAAUGACGUGCCCUGCAAUUACCACCUGCCCUUCACGUGUAAAAAGGGCACAGUGGCCUGCGGAGACCCCCCCGUGGUGGAGCACGCCAGGAUGUUCGGCCAGAAGAAGGACCGGUACGAGAUCAACUCGCUGGUACGGUACCAGUGCACGGAGGGCUUCGUCCAGCGCCACGUGCCCACCAUCCGGUGCCUGCCCAGCGGGCACUGGGAGGAGCCUCGGAUCACCUGCACGGACCCCGCCACCUACAAGCGCAGACUACAGAAGCGGAGGAGCCGCCCCAGCACGGCCCACUGAGAGGGCCCCCCGGACGCGCCCAGGAUGCUGAGCCCAGGAGCCUGUCCAGGCUGACGUCCCACGCGGAUGGUGUCCUCUUCUUGCCGCUUUCUGUCAUAUAAGGAAUUCCAUUAAAGAAGGAAAAAAUUAAAUCCCACGUUGUGUAUGCACCCACCACCCCCCAAAUUGCCAAAAACGCAUCCGACUUUCCCCCGAAAUGCCAAAGCAAAGCCAACGUAUUGUACCCCGUGGACUGAGUUUAGAGACGUUUCUUCAAUCUCCCGUUGUGCCUUUCCAGGGACCAGUGCAGGGACAGGGGGAGCAGGGAGGGGUUAAGUUAAAUAAAGAAGAUUAUUUUUUGUUUGC